AUGUCUACCAACGCUGACCCUACUACUUUUUCCGAUAAAUCACCGUUUAUUAACGUAAGCGGCGUUGUCAAUUUUCGUGAUCUGGGCGGUUACUCAUGUCUCACUCCUCUCACCCCUGUCUCAAAUGGUUCACCGGUGAUAGCGUCAAAGGGAUCCCCCUCAUCAUACAUUCGCCCCGGCUUCUUGUUCCGUUCAGCACAGCCUUCACAAAUUACCGAGACUGGUAUCGAAGUUCUGACGCACAAGCUUAAUAUCGGAGCUAUAUUUGACUUUCGGUCACAGACAGAAAUCCAGCUUGUUGCGACUCGAUAUCCAGAUUCCCUGCUCGAAAUACCAUUUACUAGCCGAUACGCUGUUCCAGUGUUCGAACAUUGCGACUUUUCUCCGGUCUCGCUGUCUAAGAAGUAUGGGGCUCCGUCAAACGCUCCUCCUACAGAAGCCGAGCACGGUAGCUUCGUCCAGGCUUAUGAAGAUAUCGCCCGCAGUGCAGCGGAAAAUGGAAGUUUUCGCAGCAUAACAGAUCAUAUUCUGCGAUAUCCCGACAUGCCAAUUCUUUUUCAUUGUACGGUUGGCAAAGACAGAACUGGUGUGUUUGCAGCAUUGUUGUUGAAGCUGUGUGGAGUGUCUGAUGAAGUAGUUAUUCAAGACUACGCACUCACUACUCAAGGCCUAGGUGCAUGGCGCGAACACCUGAUUCAGCGCCUGCUGCAAAGGAAUGAUGUUGCUACCCGUGAGGAUGCCGAGUUCAUACUCGCUAGCCGACCAGAGACUAUGAAGUCAUUCUUGGCAGAUGUGGUGGAAACCAAAUUUGGAGGAGCUCGCAACUAUUUUACUCUGCUGUGCGGAUUGACCGAGGACGAUGUCAAUAACUUGAUCUCCCUUGUAGUUAUUCAUAAUACAAAUUAG
Molecule: messenger RNA, 906 nt
Organism: Talaromyces atroroseus
Lineage: Eukaryota; Fungi; Ascomycota; Eurotiomycetes; Eurotiales; Trichocomaceae
Exons: 1
Coding region: 1-906 (301 amino acids)
Biological process (GO): dephosphorylation
Molecular function (GO): phosphoprotein phosphatase activity
Source: RefSeq, a predicted model, not a curated record